Wallemia mellicola CBS 633.66 is the source of this 1371-nucleotide messenger RNA. RefSeq lists its product as hypothetical. The record is from RefSeq and is a predicted model, not a curated record. The coding region runs from base 1 to 1371 and encodes 456 amino acids. The transcript is spliced from 4 exons. Lineage: Eukaryota; Fungi; Basidiomycota; Wallemiomycetes; Wallemiales; Wallemiaceae.
AUGUCUGCCGAGAACUCAACAGCCUCGAAUCAAGAUGUCAGUCUGACAAUGGAGCAUACCCGACCGAGGCAAUUCAAAUGCUCCUGGCGUACACUCCUCCAAUUCCCCAGGAGACUGUUAGCCCCAGCUGCAAUACCAUCUGCGCCAAAGUUCAAAGUACGCUCAUGUACAGCAACACCACUCGAUUCUGUUACGCUGGAAAGCAUUCUCAAUGAUAGCUACUUACCGCCGCUUACUCUCGUUGAUUUUCAAGAUUACCUCGUAUUUCGUGAGAAUAGCGUAGAAAACUUAUUCUAUCUCCGCUGGUUAACUCAUUAUACUUCUUUGCACAAUCGUCUUGUUAUUGAAAAGACUCAAGAAGAAUCGAGCAAGGUGAUUAAUGAGAUGUCGCAACAGUAUCAGCGCUGUCUCAGCACCUUUAUCCUCCCCGGUAGUGCCUAUGAAUUGAAUAUAGCGUCAAAGUUAAUACAGGAGAUGUUGGCAAUCGCACCUCAGCAAUAUGUCACACUUGACGAUCUUAAUGGCACACAAAGCGAUCGCCAUGCAGUUCUGCCUCCUUCUCCAGACGCUGCUGCAAUUGUUGCGACUAAGCACCACGUAGUCGAGAUGCUAAGAAAUAGUGCGAGAAAAUUUGCAACAAAGGCUCCAGCUAAUGGUGGACGUAAACGCGGUUGGUUCGCACUGUUUGUUGGACUGCUCUUCAUUCUUCUUGGUCUGCUAAUUGUUCUUGUUGCACGUCUUUACCAGAAGGGUAGCGGGGGGAGACAUACUGCAGGUGCUGCGAUUCCUUUUUUCUGGUUUGGGGUCGCAACAUUUGUUAUGGGAUUACAUGGCAUUUGCAUUGUAGUCUUUAUGUUUGGGGAUGCGAGACAACUCCAUCCAUUCGAAAUGGAUAUGCCAAAGGAUGACAGUCCAGUUGGCACACCUCAUCGUACAGGUUCUGAUACGCUUGGAGUCGGUGCCGACGUCUAUGGUUUAACCGUAACAAAGACAAGUUCACGCGACACAUCAUCCGAUGAGGCUGGUACUUCUCAUACUUCUCACACCCAGCUUGGAAACCUCGAAAAGGGAGACAUCAGUUUAGUGGGUGGAAGAAUGCAGAGGAAAUUUCAAGAAGUACCACCUCAAACUAGCAGCAGACCACUGAUUGACACACCGUUCGUUCCAGAUAUACCAGGCCAUCUUAAGAGGUUUGGUACAGUAACUCGUCAAAGUACACCACGCAGUGCUGGUGUUCGUGGUAUUUUUGAACCACUUACAUCAGUUGAUGAACCGAUCGUCUCACGCGUGCAGCUUCAAGUUUUCUAUCUCGCUGCUGUAUGGGGUACUAUCCUGGCCGUUAUCGGUGGUGUACUCGCUAUCAAAUUGUAA